AUGACAACAGUAGAAGCCAAAGCUGAAGAGGAGGACAAAAAGGAACCAGACUCGGUGUCAGAUCCCGCUCCAGAUCCCGCUCCAGAGGCAGCAACCACACCAGCAUCCGAUCCACCAAGCAGGUCAGGCUCUCCAGAACAAGAAGGCUUCUUCAAUCUGCUGACUCAUGUGCAGGGAGGACGUAUGGAUGAGCAACGCUGUAACGUUCAAAUUGUACAUAGCAAGAGUGGCUCAGACCCACCCCCUGAAAUGGAUAACUUCAUGGAAAUGCUGGCUCAUACACAGAGCCGACGAAUGGACGAUCAAAGAGUCAGCUUCAACUACCUUCCUGGUUUUCAGAGCAGUAACACCAGCAGCCUAUCAGGCUCCGGGGCCACCAAGGUGAGUCUCUUCAGAAAUGGAUGUGAACAGAGGCAGGAUGGCCAUUAAAACCUGCCCAGACAGUAAAGAAGCAGGGUUGGUAAAUCAAUCAAACUGAUUAGGCCAUACACCCUAUUCUCAGACGCCUUUUCUUACUAAGUCUGGAAACAGCCAGAAGUGGCAU
Messenger RNA from Thamnophis sirtalis, 544 nucleotides. The record is from RefSeq and is a predicted model, not a curated record. Lineage: Eukaryota; Metazoa; Chordata; Lepidosauria; Squamata; Natricidae.